AUGGUGCUGAGAACAAGUAUCACAGUACUGUUGGCUGUACUCUUCCUGGCCACCCUCACAUCUGCACACUCCCCCGCAUGGCCAACUAUCGCAUACACAGAGACUCUCGGUCCUCUUCACCACGAAAUCCUCCCUCGUCAUCUCCACAAUAAUCCUUCUUCCAACUCACCCUUUGCCAAACGAGGAGACACUUCAGCACCAGCACUCAUCGAAAAGGAUGACAGGAUCCGGCUACGGUUCCAGGCCUUCAACAAGACAUUCUUUUUGCACCUCGAACCAAACCAUGAUCUCAUCCAUCCAGACCUCCUCGCAUCUUCUUUUUCUGCAUCAUCUUCUCGUACGACUUCGUCGUCGUCAGUGUAUGAUGACAUCAAGCCGUUCAAGGGUGUGGUGGUCGAGGAUGACUAUCACUCGAACCAGAAAUGGGAGCGAGCCAUGAGUACGAACCAGGCGGAGGAGCAACGGUCGACAGUUGAGCAGAUGUUGUUUGAGGAGGGUGUUCUUGGCUGGGCGAGGAUGAUGAUUGAACACGAUGAAGACGAUGAAUCAAUCAUCCUGCGGGGCGCAUUCACGACAAAGGACGACACCUACCACAUCACCUCUCGCCAACAUUACCACGUCCAGAAACGAUCCGAUGACCACUCCUCGCCACCUUCUUCGAAUUCACUCUCGUCUCAAUUGAUCAUCUACAGGGACUCAGAUCUUCGUAAGCCCACCAAGAAACUCCAUGCCCGCAGGGAUUUUGAAUCGGACGAGGAAGAGGCUGCGUGGGAAGAGCGGCAGACGACCACUUGUGGUGCAGGUUUCGUCGCCAGUAGGGUUGAUCAUAGCAACUACUACAACAAUGGAAGCAGGUCAGCGGCAACAGCAGGGAGUGGAGAAGAGCAUGGGUACUAUUACCCUCCCGAUUUGACGGCACCUAUCCCUAUGGGAGGAGGAGCAGGAGCAGCAGGAGCAUCAAGUUUCUUCAACAUGGCAGCAACAACAUUCAGGAAGCGCAGCAGCCCAGAGAGCAAUAUCAUGGUCAAGGUAGCUGGUCCAAGUCCCGUCCCUACAGGAUGUCCCACCACCAGGAUGGUCAACUACAUGGGCGUCGCUGCUGACUGUACCUAUGUCCGGUCAUACGGAGGACUCGCUAAUGCUCGCAAGCAGAUCCUUGCCGACUUCAACACUGCCUCCGGGAUCUACGAGUCAACUUUCAACAUCGCACUGGGGAUCAUUGCUGUCGAGAUCGAGUCGAUGAAUUGCCCCAAGACACCUGUCAAGGGCAAGGUGUGGAACCAAGAGUGCUCAAAAAACUAUACGAUGAACGAUCGGCUGAGCGACUUCUCGUACUGGAGAGGGAAGAGGGCCAAGGAUGGAGCUGGGUUGUGGCAUUUGAUGACUCAGUGUAGCUCGGGAGCCAUUGUUGGUAUCGCUUGGACGGGAGCUGUCUGUCAGAUGGCAUCACAGUCACAAGGGGGAAGCACUUCGUCUGGUAUAGGAGUAGCCGCAACUCCUACACAGUACACUGCCGGUACGGGUGUCUCGUCCGUCUCUCCGAACGAAUGGAUGGUGGUUGCUCAUGAGAUUGGACAUGGCUUCGGUGCUAAUCAUGAUUGUACGGCGACUUCUUGUGUCUCCGCCAGUGCCAUCGCUGCUGCAGCCUGCUGCCCUUACUCGACUUCGGACUGUGAUGCUGACAACCGGUUCAUCAUGAACCCCUCUGAGCAAUCUGUCAAGUCGACCUUCUCGCCCUGCAGUAUCCACUCCAUCUGCUCGACUGUUGCCAAGUCCGGGAGCUGUCUCCAGCCUGUCGCCGCUGCCUCUACCAAGCCUAUACAGUCAUUCGAGGCCAAUGUCUGCGGCAACGGUGUCAGAGAGGAAGGAGAGCAGUGCGACUGUGGUACGCCAGACGAGUGUGCCUUGGACCCUUGCUGCGAUGGAACCACCUGCAAGUUCAAGGGCUCUGCUGUCUGCGAUGACAUGAACGAUGACUGCUGCCACAACUGCCAGCUGGCAGCCAAGGGUCUAGUCUGUCGAUCCGCCAUUUCGAACUGUGACAUUGCCGAGACCUGCUCGGGUAGCUCUGCGAUGUGUCCUCCCGAUGUCCAGCUGCCUAACCUGACGCCCUGCGAUAUUCUUGGAGCCGGCAACCUGACGGAGGGCGGUGGUCAAUGCGCCAACGGACUGUGCACUUCCCGCGAUCUGCAAUGUGCUCAACAACAACGACUCGGAAUCGACAAGCAAUGCGCCGCCGCCACGAACCAGUGUGUGCUCCUCUGCAACGACCCCAAUGGCAACAAGGAUUCAUGUAUGAAGAUUCCUGGAAUGUACUUUGUCGACGGUUCGCCCUGUGGAUCCUCGGGCGAUGGAAUCUGUAUGUCGGGCAAGUGUGAGCUUCCCGGUGGAUGGAUUAAGAACAAUCUUUCGAUUUUUAUUCCUGUCAUCUGUCUGGUUAUUGUGUUGAUUGGCGCCGGUAUCGGAACCUGGGUCUUUUUGUCCCGUCGCAAGGCCCGUCGCAGCGCCAAUGAACUCCCUGCUCUGCCCCCACAGGCCGAUGGUUUUGGAGAGUAUGGCGGUGCCGCUGCUGUUGGUUCUGACGGUGUGCCAUUGUCCAAGAGUAAGGAUGUAGAUAUUCCCAAAUGGAUGUUGACUGGCGAUCGCCGCACCUCCCAAGUCGUGAUCUCUCGGCGUGCAUCCCUCUCGUCCCAGAACGUCCUCCGUAACGCCGACGGCGAUGUUGUCCCCAUGUCGACUGCCCCCGAACUCGCUGCGAUCUAUAUGCAACAGCAUCCUCAACAUCAACAACUACAUCAACUCCAGCAUCGACAACAGGAGCCUCAGCAACAGCAACCACAUGGCAACGGGUAUGAAUACGACGACCAUUACCCAAAUAACGACCCCUACCAGGACAUGUACCAGAGCCACGAAGAACUCUACCAACAACAACUCAGACAGCAACUGCGCCUUCAACAGAUGUUUGGGUACCAAUCACCCACGGGGUUCAUGUCGCCAGCUCCAGAGUACUCUCCUGAGUGUGAGCACUAUUCUUCGACCUCGCCCCACAGACAGGACUCUGAGCAUGAGCAGUAUUUGUCCAGUUCCAGUUCGCCGCUAUCGCAUAGCCAGUCCCCGCUGAUGCAAGGACAGGGACAUCUUUCGCCAUUGGUGCACCAGCAACAACAACAACAACAACAACAACAACAAGGGCGACCAUUAUCACCACAGCACCUUCAGCAGGCCCAUCACCGGAGUCAUCAUUUGAACCUCCAGCAUCAACAGCAACAACAGCGGUACCAUCAAGACCCAUUUAACCACAACUAUCAUGGGCAUGGUGAAAGUAGUAGUAGUAGUAGUGGUAGUCAUGAGGAUCCAGAAGAGAGCGAGAGCAGAAGUCACCCACAGCGACACCCGCACAAGGGGCAUCAUUAG
Linnemannia hyalina is the source of this 3414-nucleotide messenger RNA. NCBI's taxonomy places the organism in Eukaryota, Fungi, Mortierellomycota, Mortierellomycetes, Mortierellales, Mortierellaceae. The record is from the annotation of a GenBank genome assembly.